CUUCAUUACUACAUCUUUCCCUUUAAAGUCUUUGUAUGAGUAUAGAAACAAUGUACUGGAGCUUCAAAACAGCCACCCCAUCAGCUUUUAAUCAUAUUUCAACCCUACUAUAUACUAACCUUGAUUCGCCUGGAUGAUCCGAGCCACGAAAGUAUCCCACUGAGGACAACAACAACGACAACAAUAACAGCGCAUUAGACGGUACCGAAUUGGCCAGUUCCCAAAGUUUAAAUUAUAAUUGAGUCGUAUAUAUAAACCACGAAGUUUCCCCCUCCACAUUUACUCGGCUGUCCUUCAGAGAGGGUCAUCGACCCCUGACCCAUCAUGUGAAUAUUGAUCAAAUAUAUUCGCAACUGAGAUCUAAAUUCAAGACUUCAACACCUGCGUCAUAACUUUUUCCUUGGACUCCAUUACUUAAUAUAACUGGAGUAAACACAGACAAACGAGGAGAAUAAACAAAUCGAGUUCGCGAACUGGCUAUUCGCAACUUUGGCUAGGACAAGGUGGCUACAAGCUUUCAUUGUUUUGUCAUUUAGAAGUCAAAGCAACAAUGGUCAAAACUUUGGUUGAUUUAUGUACCGCUGUGUGCAUUAAAAAUGUUCGAGAUAUCUUCGACGUGGGAUCCACUCCCUACGGUCUUGUUCGCCCCAUCCUUAUGAAGAUUGAUAACGCUGCGCAACUACGAGAGAUAGAAGAGAAUUCUCCCCACAUCCAACCCGAUGACGCCGAAUGUUGGCAGCGCCUCAUAAACCGACAUUUCCCUAGUCAAGUAAAGAAGCACAAUUUCGAACCCCGCGACCCUAAACUAUGGCACAAAGUCUACGAAAAAUACAAGGCGAUCGAGGUCGAGGAAAAGCGCAUCGCAUUGGAGAAGCUGACUUCUAGCCUGAAGACCAUUAAGAAGGAGAAGCAGGAGAAGGCCAGCACAGUGAUCAAUUACGACGCGAAGAUCCUUGGCCCCGCCCCAGGUCGUCGCAAAGGUUUGGGCGGGCGAGAUGUUCCUGGCGCGGGCGGCCUUCGAUGGGGUGGUGGAUCGCGGACCAAGACAACAUCGGCUCGGAGCAUUAUGCAGAAAGCUAGACGAGAAGCCGCCGAAAUCAGUCGCCGAAACAAGCUCGUGACCCCCACCGGCCAACUACCCGUUCGACAGGGGCAAAUUAUUCAAGCUCCGCUUGGUAUGCGAGAGGAACAUCGGAUCAAAUCUCUUCCUACUAUGCCUACCCCAAGGAGAAUUCAAGCGCCCCAGUCGCGAACCGGAGAGCGCUAGGACCGAGAACAGAAGGAACGCGAGGCUCGGUUACUAAAGAUGAAGAACGGAACUACUACGAAGAAAGCUACUAUUCUCUCAGACGACGAGCUUAACGAAGACAAUCAAUUCGACGACGACGACGAUGAUGAUGAU
This is a messenger RNA of Daldinia caldariorum, 1402 nucleotides long. Its product is annotated as RNA polymerase II transcription factor SIII subunit A-domain-containing protein. The transcript is spliced from 3 exons. The coding region runs from base 551 to 1267 and encodes 238 amino acids. Gene Ontology annotation, cellular component: elongin complex; nucleus. Lineage: Eukaryota; Fungi; Ascomycota; Sordariomycetes; Xylariales; Hypoxylaceae. The record is from RefSeq and is a predicted model, not a curated record. Gene Ontology annotation, biological process: transcription elongation by RNA polymerase II.